UACAAAAGGUAGUUAGUGGCUGUUAUCCAUUCCCUGUAUUUUGAACACAACCCUGAGGAGGAGGAGGAGGAAGAAGAGAAUGGCUGCAACAGCCCUUCUCUCAGUGCCAACGCCUCAUCAAACUCAACGCCCUUCCAUCACUGUCACUAACUCAUUAUUUCAUCCCUCACUUACUUCAAUCAAAUACCCUUUCAAGCCUUCAACCUCAAUCCUUCUCUCCUCUUCUUCUUCUUCUUCUUCUUCUUCUUCUUCUUCAGUUUCUGUUGUAGAAGAUAAUCCCUAUACUCCAUCACCUGAUCCAGUUCCCGUCCAAUCAGAUUCUGCCGCUAACGAACCUGACAAGCUUCCUUCCAGUGGUUGUAAGGCAUGUGGCAGAGAGGAAAUGGAGAGGGGAUGCAAUGGUGAGGGAAGGAUUCAAGGUGGCAUUGCAACAGUUCCAGGGUUUGGUUGGUGGCCAAUAAAGGCUUACAGGCCUUGUCCUGGAUUUCUGGCGUCUGGUGGUCGGUAUCGGCGACAAGGGCAAAGCAUGGAUGAGGUUGCCUUUGGAAGGGGGGAAAGAAGACCUCCUGUGAGUCCCAGCAGUGAGGUUGAGUCAAGCAAGAAACAAGGUCCAGGGAAAUUCAAGAAGUAAGCUUCAGUGGAAGAGAUGCUAUAAGCCUCUCUGAAUUGAUUUUCUCAAAAAUUUUAAGCCCGGUUGCUCUGUUGGAGGGUGAUAAGUAUAGAUUUCUUCCAAGUUUUUCAUUUUCAUCAAGAAAAUGAAGUAUUUCUUGUCUGUAUUAUUCAUGAUUCUUCAUAUUUGCUUUUUACAAUCCUAUACUGUAUGAAAAACUUUGGAUUUUGGUCAUAUUGGAAUUACAAAUUAACUGGGUCAAAA
Molecule: messenger RNA, 874 nt
Organism: Pistacia vera
Lineage: Eukaryota; Viridiplantae; Streptophyta; Magnoliopsida; Sapindales; Anacardiaceae
Exons: 3
Coding region: 80-631 (183 amino acids)
Cellular component (GO): chloroplast
Source: RefSeq, a predicted model, not a curated record